Molecule: messenger RNA, 1424 nt
Organism: Paramuricea clavata
Lineage: Eukaryota; Metazoa; Cnidaria; Anthozoa; Malacalcyonacea; Plexauridae
Source: the annotation of a GenBank genome assembly
AUGACUAAACUGGUUGGAAAUGGUAUCGAUAGUAAGGGUGCAAAUGGUACCCGUAAGAAGAUUGAUGGAUUGCUGAAUUUAGACAACAGCAAUUGAACUAUGUGAUACCGAAACUAUAUACCAAUGUGUACAAGCUAAUUGAGUCUAUCCUUGGACAACCAAACACAUUUCUCCAACAUGUUGUCAUUCUUGGAUGCAUUAGGUCAUUUGGAUUUGCAGAUGAAGUACUUGAAAGGUCAGUUUUAAUUACAGUAGUUGUAUCAUAUUAACUAACUGUUUCUCAUCAAUCAAAAGUGACUGUUUUUAUCAGAGGAAUGGUUUUCGUCAAUUUUCAGACGUUCCAACUGGGUAUAGGGGCAUGCCAGUCAGAAUAUUUUAGUCUGUCGACCACCAGACGAUUUUACUUGUCAAGGGGAGAGUGCUGCCCCUCAAUAUAUUAAUCAGAUGAUAUCUGCCAUUGCAUACUGUUGGGAGCAUUGGAGCAUAAUCAGUUAAUCUUACUCAUUUUAGAAAACAGCCAUUGAACUUAUGUGACAAAGAAACUACAGUAUAUAACAAUGUGUACAAGCCAAUCAAGUAUAUCCUUGGACCAAACCAAAAACAUUUCUCCAACAUGUUGUCAUUCUUCGAUGUGUUAGUUCAUUUGGAUUUGCAGAUGAAGUACUUGAAAGGUCAGUUUUAAUUACUUGUAUCAUACUGUAUUAACUAAUGACUAUUAUACACAAAUUAUAUGAAAACUUUUCUCCAAUGAUUCCCCUAUGUUUUCUGAGUCAGUUUCCAAAAAUAAAGAAAUAUGUUCAAAUUGUUGUGGAUAGGCAAAAAAAUUUCUUUCAUCAAAUUAGGUUUUUUUUUCAGGUUUUUUUUAGGGCUGCCUCAAAAACUCAAUCUUGAAUUGAGUUUUAAAACUCCAAUCUUCUCACCAAAAGUUUCAUUGCAUUUUUGUGACAUGUGGAAAUUAGUUUGUGAAAUUAAAUUUGGAAACCUGACAAUUAAGAAAAAAAACUAUGCAUUUUGCAUCUUUAUGUUUUAGUUUAUAGUUGUUGGAAGUGUCCCUUAGUGCCCCUGCUAAACUUGGCUAAACUCAAUCCUCUCAUGUCUGUGGUCCCCCUUUGCAUUUGACCCGACUUUUUCAAAACUGUUUCUCAUCAGUCCAAAGUGAAUAUUUUUAUCAUUUUUUAAAAAUAUUUUUGUUGGGGCAUGUCAGAAUAUUUUACUCUGUCUACAACCAGACAAUUUUACUUAUCAAGGGGAGUGCUGCCCCCUUAAUGGGUUAAUCAGACAAUAUUGCAUACUGUUGCUGGAUUAAUGUCCAAGACUCUUCCCUUGAUGAGUAAAUUCAUUGGCCAUUAGUUAGAACACAAAAAUAAAGGGAGCAUUGGAGCAUAAUCAGUAAAAUCUUACCCAUUUUAGAAAACAGCCAUUGA